CCUUGUUACACUAAAAUUUCUUACUGUAGUGAUUUAAUAUACAGCCAUAUGGAGUCGAGUUUAAGUUAUGACCCCGCCUCAUUAAAAUGGAAUGAUUACCACACACAAAAUGAAGAAGAAAAGUAUUGCUACUGUGGCAAGCCUCGAACCUUGUUUAAACUAUCCUUAUAUUGUGAAACUUGCAAUAAUUGGUUUCAUAAGGAAUGUCUCUCCAUAGAACUAGCGGAUAUGCUCCCGUUUACUUUAAACUAUAAAUUUUACUGCUUAAACUGCAGUACUCAUAAUUACACAGAGAUCUUGACGCGCACUAAAGCCUCUUGGCGUUGCAUUAUGCUUACCACUUUUCACAAUCUUUUUCUUGAACUGCGUGAACAGUUUCCUGAUACUACUUCAGUGAAAGGCUUUGUAAUAAAGGAUCAAUGCCAUUUUAUUGCAAGAAACUGGGAGCGUCUUUGUCAUGGGCGCGUUCGAAACGACGCCAACUUAAUUGCCUCUAUAUGCACUGCUUUCAGCAUACAUAAUAAACUUUUUCCUUAUAGAUUGUACGAAGGGAAAAAAUUUUAUUACUUUGUUGGUAAUCCCCUUGAUUGGAAGCCUAAUGCGGUUAAUAUAACAGCCGACUAUUUUUCAAAAGCGGAUCUUGUAGAAUUUUUCAACGUUCCUUUUUCAACUGAACUUUCCUGUAGAAACAUAGAAAACUCCUCAUGUCGGCCAGGAAAAACUACCGAAGAACCCGUGCGAGCAAAAAAAGAAAAGACUAUUAUUCGCCACGGAAAGAAGCAGAUUCUUGCCAAUCAAGAAAAAAGCUGCAGAGGAAAAGCAAGCUCCAACGGGUCUCCUCUUCGUGGCCUUUGGGUUAACAAUUCGGUUUCGGUUAAAGAAGAGUUUAAUGAAGAGACAGCAGUGGGCUGUGCUCGCGCUCCUUACGCCUGCAGCACAACAGCAAGGAGGCCGCGCGUCGAUCAGGAGCACGUCUACAACCGCAACGGCUACAGAUACAUCGAUGUGGAACCAGAUCCUUUUGCAAGGGAAGUGGAUUGUUUUCGACGAGCUCAGUAUGACGAACUCAAUGUGCUGCUAUCUAUUAAAGACUGUGCCCCUCAACUGAAAAUUCAGUCUGACUACUUGACCAUAGAAGGUCACAAGGGUUAUUGUUUAGCUCGGGCGACCCAUGCGGUGGGUAAGUGUGUGGUUCCGCUGGAUUGCUUUAACGGUGGUGGUUUUAAAUUAUGGUAUGUGUGCGAAGGUGAGGGAACAUGGUACUAUGAAGUUCUCUUUGAAAAAAGCGAGAGUGGCGCUGGACACGUAAGAAUAGGAUGGGCCCAGGAGUAUGCGAAUGUUCAGGCCCCUGUAGGAUACGAUGAAUUCAGUUACUCUUAUAGGGAUGUGAGCGGUACAAAAUUCCACAAAAGCAUAGGCACCCGUAUGGCAUGGGCUACGCUCCUGGGGACGUUAUUGGCUGUUUAAUUCACAUCCCAACUCGAGCUGUACAGGCGGUAACUGAACAUUGUUACUUUUCUAAAGAGCUCACAAAGACGCUAAGUAAGAAAGACUUAAAAAAAAUAAAAGAAAACUUUUUAAGGACGGAACGAAAUGCACGGAGUGAGUAUCGAGCACCUCCUUCGCACAGGAAAAAGCCUAAACUUAUAGAUUAUAAAGGUUUUACGUAUGAAGAAGUGCCUGAUGGAUCCCGAGAAGCUCUUUCUACUCUAAAGCCAAUCUUUGGGAGUAAACUACUAUUUUUUAAAAACGGGGUUUGUCAAGGAAUUGCUUUUGAAAACCUCAAUUCCGGAGUAUAUUACCCAUCCAUAUCUUUAUAUAUGGGUGCACGUGUCAAACUCAACUUUGGACCUCAGUUUACCUACGAACCCGUAUUAUUGCGGAAAUUCCUUUUGAAUAAAGAAGCCCAUGAGGAAUAUUUUAAAAACUCGCAUAAUAUAUCGCAAGCGCAAUCUUUCUCCUUCAUUAACAAGCUAGAGCCUUGUUAUUAUAUCCCUCAGCUUUUUGAUUAUACCUAUAGAGACAACUGUCAAGUUUCCGACUCAGUCCCUAUAUGUUAUAAAGCCGUCAAUGAUGCCGCGGUGGAAGCUCUUGCUAAGUUAAUUAUUGAAGAUAUACUCGAUAAAGUGGAAGAAACAUGCGAGCUAAAUAAUAUGUGGUUAUAAAAACCCUCGAAUGCUUUAAUAGUAUGGAGUGGUAUGGCGAGGUCAGUUGCAAGUCCUACGUUAGCCUUCUAUUCGUUACCCCUUGCUAUGUUCUAGAGACCUAGAAAAGUUUAAAGGUUUGAAGACCGGGCCGUCUCUUGAU
Messenger RNA from Zophobas morio, 2307 nucleotides. RefSeq lists its product as uncharacterized. Gene Ontology annotation, molecular function: transcription cis-regulatory region binding. NCBI's taxonomy places the organism in Eukaryota, Metazoa, Arthropoda, Insecta, Coleoptera, Tenebrionidae. The transcript is spliced from 16 exons. Gene Ontology annotation, cellular component: Set1C/COMPASS complex. The record is from RefSeq and is a predicted model, not a curated record. Bases 49 to 1467 code for a protein of 472 amino acids.